Diatraea saccharalis (sugarcane borer) is the source of this 2061-nucleotide messenger RNA. NCBI's taxonomy places the organism in Eukaryota, Metazoa, Arthropoda, Insecta, Lepidoptera, Crambidae. The record is from the annotation of a GenBank genome assembly.
GUUACUCAUGUGUUACUUACUCUACAAAGAGUACUUUUUAUUACUCUAUGGACUGUGUGAAUGACUGUGGUUACUUGCCUGCUGUGAUUUUUACUUUUCUUGCAAAAACUAUCACAAAAUGGCAAAGAAAACAUACGAUUUAUUGUUUAAACUUCUUCUUAUUGGUGACUCUGGUGUAGGAAAAACCUGCAUAUUGUUUAGAUUUUCAGAUAACCAUUUUACUACUACAUUUAUAUCUACUAUUGGUAUUGACUUUAAAAUAAAGACGGUAGAACUUCGCGGUAAGAAAAUUAAACUUCAAAUUUGGGACACGGCAGGUCAAGAGCGUUUCCACACCAUCACAACAUCCUAUUACCGAGGCGCGAUGGGCAUCAUGCUCGUGUAUGAUAUAACAAAUGAAAAAACUUUUGAUGAUAUUGUUAAAUGGUUAAGAAAUAUAGAUGAGCAUGCUAAUGAAGAUGUAGAAAAAAUGAUAUUGGGAAAUAAAUGUGAUGCAGAGGAGAAACGAGUAGUGAGCAAAGAACGUGGAGAAGCGAUAGCGCGCGAGCACGGCAUCCGGUUCAUGGAGACGUCGGCGAAGGCUAACAUCAACAUCGACCGCGCGUUCUCGGAGCUGGCCGAGGCCAUCCUCGACAAGGCCGCGGGCCGCGACGCCGACCCCGACCACGCGCGCAUCGCCGUCGAGCGCCGCCCCUCGCGCGCGCCCCCCGCCAAAGCCUGCUGCUCCUAAAUUCGUCACACAUGUAGUGGAUUCUAUCAUUUAUUCAAUAAACAAUAUCACGAGGGAUAGCAAAUAUCGAUACAAUGUUUGUUUACCUGAGGCUUACCGUACCGAAGCAGAGAUGUUUCGGUGCUUCCACACUUUUGUUAAGAUCAGUUUGUAAUUAUGCGUUCGCCUUUGUAGAUUAAUGUUUUCUUAUUAUCCAUACGAUCGUUCGCUAUUAUCGCCCUCGUUGCGAUUCUAUGUUAGUUUGUAUAGUGCUUUUAAACCGCUCGUUAUUUUAUCCAGGCUGCCUGGGAGACGGGAAUACCGGUAGAUUAUUUUCGGCCAGGUACUAUAAUAUAUAGCAUGUGUAAUUAACUUCUACUCGUAAGUGUUCAUUUGAGAGCUCCACGUGGCGGUUAUAUUAAGCUUUUGUAUAGUGUUAUUCACGAACGGUGACAUAUCUGCGGAAGCAAUACGUUCUCCCUGCAUUUAUGGACGACGCACACCCCGCGGCCGAGCGGCGGCAAACUAAGCUCGGUUACUUAUGGCUUGUUCGGAAUCGAUGUCUAUUGCAGCUGUAUAUCAAGUUACAGUAAUAUCUCAAUUUUUCCCAAUUGAUUUUAAACUACUUAGUAUUUAAAAGUGAAGAAAUCCCCAAUCUCAAGUUGUCUGUGGGGAUAGAUAGUACGCAUUGCUCUGAAACUAGCCUAGUGUCUCUUAUAAAACGGACAAUAAUAUAUAUAUUAUGUGAGCAUCGAAAGAACGAUACGUAUCGCUAUCCAUAGAACUCUAUCAUUUCUGCUUAGUUCUGCGUUUUGUUGUACGAGACGUUAUAGGUCACUGAUCUCGACCCGUACAACAAUAGGCAAUACUCCGCGGAAACGAUAUAAAGUUCUAUUGAUAGUAGCGACACAUAUCGUUUAUUCUCACCGUUCACAUAAUAGUUUAGGUCAUUGUCCGUUUUCCGACUGCUCUAGAUUCGAUCUACAAAUAAUGCUCCGUGUAUCGGUCUGUAUAUGAAGUGAGCGGUAUUUAGUAUUAUUCUCAUAAUAACUUUGCCUGACCUGUCGGCUCUCGCUACCCUGUGCAAUGUUUGCCGCGCGCUCACUCGACGCAAGACUCCGACGUCCUAGUGGACGAUCGACUAGCCGCGCCUGGGCUAUAUAUUAUCGAUCAUGAGGAUUUGGACCGUUACAAACCAUAGGUAUUUUAUAAUAUACUCUUUAAUAUACGUUGAUCAAUAAAUAAUAUUCUAUUUUAUCGUACGGUGUAUGUGUUUCGUCGGUUUUUACCCGCUUUUAUAAAUAAACAUCGGCAUAUUGUAUAUUAUGUUCAUAUUAAACUACUGUCGUAUG